Aspergillus nidulans FGSC A4 is the source of this 729-nucleotide messenger RNA. Its product is annotated as ESCRT-III subunit protein SNF7. The record is from RefSeq and is a predicted model, not a curated record. The transcript has 3 exons. NCBI's taxonomy places the organism in Eukaryota, Fungi, Ascomycota, Eurotiomycetes, Eurotiales, Aspergillaceae. Gene Ontology annotation, cellular component: plasma membrane; cytosol; endosome membrane. Gene Ontology annotation, biological process: late endosome to vacuole transport; peroxisome organization; protein transport to vacuole involved in ubiquitin-dependent protein catabolic process via the multivesicular body sorting pathway. Gene Ontology annotation, molecular function: identical protein binding. Bases 1 to 729 code for a protein of 242 amino acids.
AUGUGGUCAUGGUUCGGUGGUGCGGCCGCGCAGAAGCGCAAGGAAGCGCCGAAGAACGCAAUCCUCCAGCUUCGAAGCCACCUUGACAUGCUACAGAAGCGAGAAAAGCACCUAGAAAACCAAAUGAACGAACAAGAGGCCAUCGCUAAAAAGAACGUGACCACGAAUAAGAACGCCGCCAAAGCCGCGCUCCGACGGAAAAAGGUGCACGAGAAGAACUUAGAACAGACGCAGGCUCAGAUUGUACAGCUUGAGCAGCAGAUAUACUCUAUUGAAGCCGCCAAUAUUAACCACGAGACCCUGGCCGCCAUGAAGGCCGCCGGUGCAGCUAUGGAGAAGAUUCACAACGGCAUGACCGUCGAACAGGUCGACGAGACAAUACUCAGGGACAAACUGCGGGAACAACAAGCCAUCAACGACGAAAUCGCGAUUGCAAUCACAAACCCGGGGUUCGGCGAGCAGGUGGACGAAGAAGAUCUGGAGGCGGAACUCGAGGGCAUGGAGCAGGAGGCUAUGGACGAGCGCAUGCUCCACACAGGCACAGUACCAGUUGCAGAUCAGCUCAAUCGGCUACCUGCGCCAGCGAAUGCAGAACGUAAGGCUCUCCCUUUCCCACCUCAAAAGCGAACUCCGACUGACAGCCUUCCAGCCGCCAAAGCGAAACAGAAAGCAGAAGAAGAAGACGAGGAAGCCGAGUUGGAGAAGUUACGCGCGGAAAUGGCCAUGUGA